Pipistrellus nathusii (Nathusius's pipistrelle) is the source of this 2016-nucleotide messenger RNA. NCBI's taxonomy places the organism in Eukaryota, Metazoa, Chordata, Mammalia, Chiroptera, Vespertilionidae. The record is from the annotation of a GenBank genome assembly.
AUGACAAUCCGGCACCAGGGCCAGCAGUACAGGCCGAGGAUGGCCUUUCUCCAGAAGAUUGAAGCGCUAGUGAAGGACAUGCAGAGCCCAGAGACGGGGGUCCGAAUGCAGAACCAGAAGAUCCUGGUCACCAGCAUUCCUCACGCCAUGACAGGAAGCGAUGUUCUGCAAUGGCUCGUCCAGCGGCUCUGGAUCUCCAGUCUGGAGGCACAGAACUUGGGCAACUUCAUUGUCAAGUACGGCUACAUCUACCCCCUGCAGGACCCCAAGAACCUCACGCUCAAACCUGAUGGCAGCCUCUACCGAUUCCAGACACCGUAUUUCUGGCCGACCCAGCAGUGGCCAGCGGAAGAUACAGACUAUGCCAUCUAUCUGACCAAGCGAAAUAUCAAGAAGAAAGGGGUUUUGGAAGAACACGAAAAGGAAAACUACGAUUUCCUGAACAAAAAAAUCAACUACAAGUGGGACUUUGUCAUCAUGCAGGCCAAAGAGCAGUACAGGACCGGGAAGGAGAGGAAUAAAGCAGACAGGUAUGCCCUGGACUGCCAAGAGAAGGCAUACUGGCUGGUCCACCGAAGCCCUCCAGGAAUGAACAACGUGCUGGACUAUGGCCUGGAUCGAGUGACCAAUCCGAAUGAAGUUCAGGUAAACCAGAAACAAACAAUCACUGCUGUCAAAAAAGAGAUCAUGUAUUACCAACAGGCCUUGAUGAGGUCCACGGUGAAGUCUUCGGUGUCCCUUGGAGGGAUUGUCAAAUACAGUGAGCAGUUCUCGUCCAAUGACGCCAUCAUGUCAGGCUGCCUCCCCAGCAACCCUUGGAUAACAGAUGACACUCAGUUCUGGGAUUUAAAUGCCAAAUUGGUGGAAGUUCCAACCAAGAUGCGUGUGGAACGGUGGGCCAUCAACUUCAGUGAACUGAUUCGAGACCCCAAGGGGCGCCAGAGCUUCCAGUACUUUCUCAAGAAAGAAUUCAGUGGAGAGAACCUGGGCUUCUGGGAAGCCUGCGAGGACCUCAAGUACGGAGAUCAGUCCAAGGUCAAGGAGAAAGCGGAGGAGAUUUACAGGCUCUUCCUGGCCCCCGGGGCGAGGCGGUGGAUCAACAUCGAUGGCAAAACCAUGGACAUCACGGUCAAGGGGCUGAGGCACCCCCACCGCUAUGUGCUGGACGCAGCGCAGACCCACAUCUACAUGCUCAUGAAGAAGGAUUCCUAUGCUCGCUAUUUGAAAUCUCCCAUCUAUAAGGAAAUGCUGGCCAAGGCGAUUGAGCCUCAGGAAACCACCAAGAGAAGCUCCAGCCUCCCGUUUAUGCGGCGUCACCUGCGCUCCAGCCCGAGCCCCGUCAUCCUGAGGCAGCUGGAGGAGGAAGCCAAAGCUCGAGAAGCGGCCAACACGGUGGACAUCACCCAGCCUGGCCAGCCCGCCGCGCCCAGCCCCCACCUGGCCGUAUACACGGGGACUUGCGUGCCCCCCUCUCCUUCCAGCCCCUUCUCCUCCUCCUGCCGCUCCCCCAGGAAGCCCUUCCCCUCGCCAGGCCGCUUCAUGCGGAGGCCCAGCAGCACCGUCUGCCCCUCGCCCAUCACGGUGGCCUUGGAGGGCUCGGAGCAGAAGGGCGAGGCCGGUGGACCCUCCGGCCUCGGACCUUCCAACACAGACACCAGUGAGGCCUCCGCCAACGGCCCCUGGCCCCGGCCUCCGCCCAGGGCCCCCCUCAAGUCCCGUGUGGCCCUGUCCUUCAGCAGUUUUCUGAGACGAGGCUGUUUGGCCUCCCCCGUCUUUGCCAGGCUCUCGCCCAACUGCCCCCCGGUGUCCCAUGGGAAGGUGCAGCCCCUGGGAGAGGUGGGCCAGCAGCUGCCACGGCUGAAAUCCAGGAGAGUGACAAACUUUUUUCAGAUUAAAAUGGAUGUGCCUGUGGAGAGUGGCACCUACCUGAUGGACUCGGAGGACACGGGACCGGGGACCUCGGGUGACCAGGCCAUCAAGAAGGAGGUCAUCUGCCCCUGGGAGAGCCUGGCCUAG